AUGGGGAACUGCACCGUCAAGGGGACGACGCUGAGCUGCACGGCGGACAGGGCGGCCGCCGUCGCAGCCUACCGCGCCGCCGUCCGCGUCCGGGUCGUCACGGAGACCGGCGGCGUGAUAGAUCUCCAAGGACCCGUCGAGGUGGGGAUCUUCCUCGCCGGCUUCCCCAGGCACGGAAUAUUCCGCCCCGGCGACGCGUCCUCCCCGCUGCUCCACCACGAGCAGCUCCAGAACGGCCGGCUGUACUACCUUCUCCCCCUGGACAGGCCGCGGGCGGCGUGGAGAACUCGUUCCAUGAGGGAGACUGUGCCGGAGCCGUCCGCGGCGACGGAGUCUCCGGCGACUUGCGAGCGCCCCAGGAAUCUGGAGGUGCUGCCCCAGCAGAUGGACGGCGUCUGGAGGGUCAAGCUGGCGAUCGGCGCCGAGACGUUGGCGACCAUGCUGUCGGUCGGAGGAGGGGGAACGGAGGCUCUCAUCGAGAGGAUGAGGACCCUCGCCAGCUCGGUGGAGGCCACGCCGGCGCAGGCCAGGAAGGCCCGGCCCGGCGGCGCCGCCUGCAAGUCUCCGGUGGUCCACUACUUGGAGCGCUCGUAG
Spirodela intermedia is the source of this 594-nucleotide messenger RNA. NCBI's taxonomy places the organism in Eukaryota, Viridiplantae, Streptophyta, Magnoliopsida, Alismatales, Araceae. The record is from the annotation of a GenBank genome assembly.